Molecule: messenger RNA, 1105 nt
Organism: Coccidioides posadasii C735 delta SOWgp
Lineage: Eukaryota; Fungi; Ascomycota; Eurotiomycetes; Onygenales; Onygenaceae
Source: RefSeq, a predicted model, not a curated record
AUGGCAAGGCAAGAAAGGAAAACUAUAGUCGUCGUCGGAGCGGGAGUUCUUGGUCUCUCCUCGGCGCUCACUUUGCUGAAAACACUCCCUUCCUCUAAAUAUCCGAUACUUCUUGUAGCGUCCUACUUUUCAUUCGAUGGCCCGCACCCGUCUUAUCCAAGCACAGCAGCAGGUGCUCAUUAUCGACCUAUCCCGGCAACUACUCCCCAAUUAAAAUAUGAGGCCGGUCUUGCCAAGAUAACAUGCGAUCGGUUUAAGAAGCUUGCGUCGGAGCAUCCCGAAUAUGGCAUCAAAUUCAUGGAAGGCAUUGAAUAUAUCUCGGGCGAAGUUGCACCAGUAUACAAGGCGUUACCCCCUGAAUAUACCCAGCUAGAUGGAUUUCGUGUGCUCAAUGAUGAUGAAAAGCCCCCUGGGGUUGACUUUGGAGCCAGAUAUGAAACAUAUACCAUUGAUCCAGAAAUAUAUCUAGCUCACUUAUUACGACGAUAUAGACUUGAUGGCGGCGAAAUAAAGAGAAUGGAGUUGGCAUCUUUGCAGGAGGCGUUCGAGAUCGAUGGAUAUGACGUAGCUAUGGUUGUUAAUUGCAGUGGGAUGGGAUUUGGCGACCCGGAUAGCUUUAUUAUCCGCGGACAAACUUGCCUCGUCGCGAACACGUGCGAUAAGACUAUAACGCGACAAGAUGCUGACGGAUGGAGCUUUCUUAUCCCUCGUCCCUUAGAGGGUGGCACUAUAGUGGGCGGAACCAAGCAGCCAAACGAUUGGAGCUCUGUACCGACAGCACGCAUACGAGAAACUUUGCUCGAGAAAGCUGCCAAGUUGUAUCCCGCCAUAUUAAACGCUCAAGGGAAGUUUGAUGUGAUACGGGACAUUGUUGGUCGUCGUCCAGCUCGAGAGGGAGGUCUCCGACUUGAAGUCGAGACACUUCCGAAAACUGCAUCCCCAAAGCGGACCGUAGUGCAUGCUUACGGGGCCGGGGGGCGGGGAUAUGAGCUUAGCUGGGGAAUCGCGGAGGAAGUGGUAAGAAUGGUGAAGGACAAUCUUCCGGAGAGGCUUCAUAGUCGACUAUAAUGUCCAAAUAGUCCCUCCCAUUAAAAACCAUAUACGA